Messenger RNA from Naegleria fowleri, 1227 nucleotides. RefSeq lists its product as uncharacterized. Bases 1 to 1227 code for a protein of 408 amino acids. The record is from RefSeq and is a predicted model, not a curated record. The transcript has a single exon. Lineage: Eukaryota; Heterolobosea; Eutetramitea; Acrasida; Naegleriidae.
AUGAGUGAAAGUGCGGCCACAGUCAGGCAACCACCAUUGAGCCUUCCUAACCAACGUCCAGUUCUGUUCAGAUGGACCACCACUCACGACAACAAGACGCACAAUGAAAAGAUGACUAUUUUACUUUCAGAUACAGUAUUAAUAGUGAAAGAAAAAUUGAAAAGACAAGGAAUAAUUGACGAUGUUUCUCAAUCGAAAAUGAUCUUUUCGGGAAAGAUUUUAGAAAAUAAUCAGAAAUUUUCUCAAAUAUUUGAUUUACAUUGUGAUCAAUCUGUUGAUGUACCAACUGUGCACCUCUUUGGAGGACUAGCUAAAAAUCAAAAAUCAUCAUCGAACAAGAAUGAAGAAACAAUAGAAGUGGUUGAGCCAAAAACUCCUACAACUCCCUUCACUCCAAGUACUCCAAAUUCAGCUGCAACUAUUCUUUUACAAAAACAACUAUUAUUGCAACAGCAAAUGUUGAUGACACAAAUGAUGAUGAACCAAUUAAUUUUGGCAAAUUCUCCUACUCUACACUCAGCACCUGUAGUAGGAACAUCAUCAUUCAACCCUUUCCCAUCAACUCCUACUCCAGUUACUCCUCUUACUGCAAGUGUAUUUCAACAAAAUAUGUUUCCAAGCCAGCCAACAUUUCAACAACAAUCGGCAGAAUCUCGUGUGGCAGAAGCAGCCACAACACAACCACAAGAAAGACAACCAGAAAAUAUUCAACAACCAGAAAACGUUCAACAACCACAAGGAGAGCAGCAUCAACAACCUGCGGCAGCUGCUCAAGAGCAACCUCAAAGACUCAUUGAUGACAAUGCACCAGCAGCCGCAGCUCAAGAUGAAGGAUAUAAUUUAUUUUAUACAUUUUUAAAAGUUCUUUUAAUUUCUACUGUCAUUUUUUCAAAAGAGGGAUGGGUGACAUGGUUAUCUUGCACAAUUGGAUUUUAUAUUGGAAUAAUUCUUUUGAAAUAUCUAAAUAAUGUCAUUAAUAGACGUGUACAAAGAGAUCAAGAAAGAAGGGAGAGAGAAGAGCAGGCUAGAAGAGAACAAGAAAGGCUCGAACGUGAAGGAUCCGAAAUACCACCAACUAUUGAGCUCAGUCAAGCAGCUAUACCUCAAAAUAGGGGAGUAUUUGGAACUCUUUUUCACAUAGUGUACCUAUUUUUCAUCUCGUUAGCUCCUUCAUAUCAACCAAGAAGACCUCUCGUAGUACAUGACGAGGAGAGACACGAAGAUUAA